AGUGAAAGAUUUGGCAGAGAACCAAUUUCUCCGGAGAAGCAAUUACUGAUUGCGAUAUGGACAUUGGCUACACCAAAUUCUUACAGAUGUGUUUCAGACAGAUUCAAUGUUGGUAAAGGUACUGCAUGGCGAGUUGUGCGAAGAGUGAUUAAUGCGUUAUAUGAAAAAGUAGGAACAUUUAUUUCUUGGCCAAAUAGACAAGACGCAGAGCAAACUAUGGAAACAAUAGAAAAUAAUUACGGUUUCCCAGGAGUUAUCGGUGCGAUAGAUGGAACGCAUAUAAAAAUUACUGCGCCAAAAUAUCACGGUGAAUCAUAUGUAAAUAGAAAGGGAUAUCACUCUAUUCAAUUACAAGUUAUUUGUGAUGCACGUUUACGGUUUAUUCAUUGUUACACAGGACAAGUGGGAUCUGUGCACGACAUGCGUGUGUUUCGUUUAUCAAAUGUCGAAAACAUGUUCACUAAUGAAAAUUUUCCACAUGAUAGUCAUAUAUUAGGCGAUGCAGCAUAUCGGCUUACCAAACACGUUAUGGUACCAUUUAAGGACAAUGGUCACUUAACUGAACGUCAAAUAAAUUUUAACAAACGACUUUCUAGUGCAAGAAUGAUUGUAGAACGAUCGUUAGGUUUGUUAAAAGGUCGUUUUAGAAGCAUUCUGGAUACACUUCCAAUGCGAAGAACAGAUUUGAUCCCAAAAUAUAUUAUUGCAUGUUGUAUUCUGCAUAAUAUAUGCAUAUUACAAAAUGAUAUGAUAAACAUUCCUAUUAUUGUUAAUGAGCCAAAUAUCGCGCCACCACAAUUAGAAAUAAAUUGCGAACAGAGAGAGGGCAUUGAAAAAAGAAACGCCAUUAUGUAUUUGCUACCAAACAUGUAA
Linepithema humile (Argentine ant) is the source of this 873-nucleotide messenger RNA. RefSeq names its product putative nuclease HARBI1. The record is from RefSeq and is a predicted model, not a curated record. Lineage: Eukaryota; Metazoa; Arthropoda; Insecta; Hymenoptera; Formicidae.